GACGAAAUUUAUUUAAAGGUCACUAUACUGGAUCGUAAUAAUGUUGUCGCCCUCGCUUACUACCUACUAUGCUCCUCAUACUAGGUCUCUUUCCCAUCCUUUUACCAUGCGUUCUCGCCUUUCCACCACUGCGUCGAGCUCCCUCCGGAAACAGCACAGUUAUCAUCCAGAUGUUCGAAUGGACCUGGGACAGCGUAGCUUCCGAAUGCACUGACUUCAUUGGCCCCGCUGGUUAUGGAUUUGUUCAAGUUAGUCCGCCGGCAGAACACGUUACCGGUAGUCAGUGGUGGACGGAUUACCAGCCGGUCUCCUACACUUUGACCUCAAAACGUGGUAACAGGAGCCAAUUCGCCAACAUGGUAACGACCUGUCAUGCUGCAGGUGUCAAGGUUAUCGCUGACACCAUCCUUAACCAUAUGUCCGGCUCAGAUUCUGGCAUUGGUGUUGCGGGGGAUAGUUACACACACUAUGUCUACCCUAACAUCUACCAAAGUCAGGAUUUCCAUCAUUGCGGUCUCACAAGUAACGACGACAUCCAAGACUACACUAGUCGUGCCCAGGUCCAAACUUGUGAAUUGGUCAACCUUGCGGAUCUAGCAACCGAAACUGAAUAUGUUCGAGGGCGUCUAGCUGCAUAUGUGAAUGAUCUUCUUUCUUUAGGAGUUGACGGUCUUCGUUUGGAUGCAGCCAAACAUAUUGCCACGAACGACAUUGCCAACAUCACGAGCCGUUUCUCAUCGUCACCAUAUAUCACCCAAGAAGUCAUCUGGGGAGCUGGCGAACCGAUCCAGCCCUCUGAAUACGUUCAAAAUGGCGAUGUACAAGAAUUCCGUUACACCACGGCUCUCAAGAAUGCAUUCACGGGCGGCAGCAUCUCUGGAUUACAGAAUCUCGAUAAUCAAGGAUGGGUAUCUGGAUCACAAGCUAAUGUCUUCGUAGCGAAUCAUGAUACUGAAAGAAACGGUAACUCUCUCAACGUCAAUUCGGCAAAUAAUGCCUACGUGAUUGCAACCAUAUUCUCGCUCGCGCAUCCUUAUGGAACACCUUCUAUCCUUUCCAGCUACAAAUUUUCUUCGACGGAUGAUGGCGCUCCUAAUAAUGGUGCGGGUACUUGCUCAGGCACAGGAGGAGCGAACGGAUGGUAUUGCCAACAUCGUUGGGUUGCAUUCUCCGGCAUGGUCGGUUUCCGCAACAACGUGGGAUCUGCCGCAUUGGCUAACUGGAUGUCUCCUCAAUCUUCGCAAAUCGCUUUUGGACGAGGAUCUGCUGGUUUUGUCGCCAUCAAUAACGCUGCCUCCAACUGGACCGCAAACUUUACUACUUCGUUAUCAGAUGGUUCUUACUGUGAUGUCAUCAGCGGCAAAAGCUCCACUAGUGGUACUUGCACUGGCUCAGGGUUCACCGUAUCUGGUGGUUCAUUCACCGCAACAGUUCCGGCUCACAGCGCCGUAGCUAUCCAUGCGGGCGCAAAGGGUAACGCAAGUUCCACCAACUGAAGCUUGGCUCAAUGAGUGUCUAGGUACUGGUUCUGGAUCGGGUGGCGGCGAUGGCUCGGGAUCUGUCGCAGUAUCUUUUGCCGAAACUGCAACUACGACAUUCGGCGAAGUGAGCUUUUUCUCGUCAAGAGUGUGCUUCCUUACAGGUGUUUAGAAUAUCUUCGUGGUGGGUAGUAUAUCCCAGCUAGGGAACUGGGCGCCUGCAUCCUCUAUCGCUCUUUCGGCGAACGAUUAUCCUGUAUGGAAAGCUACCGUUAACAUUCCUUCGGGUACAACCUUCCAGUACAAGUUUAUAAGGAAAGAAACAGAUGGAUCGGUGGUAUGGGAAUCUGAUCCGAACCGGCAGGCUACCGUCAUAUCAUCGG
This is a messenger RNA of Desarmillaria tabescens, 1861 nucleotides long. RefSeq names its product glycoside hydrolase superfamily. The coding region runs from base 69 to 1496 and encodes 475 amino acids. Gene Ontology annotation, molecular function: alpha-amylase activity; cation binding. The record is from RefSeq and is a predicted model, not a curated record. Gene Ontology annotation, biological process: carbohydrate metabolic process. The transcript has 17 exons. NCBI's taxonomy places the organism in Eukaryota, Fungi, Basidiomycota, Agaricomycetes, Agaricales, Physalacriaceae.